Molecule: messenger RNA, 1662 nt
Organism: Notodromas monacha
Lineage: Eukaryota; Metazoa; Arthropoda; Ostracoda; Podocopida; Cyprididae
Source: the annotation of a GenBank genome assembly
AUGACUGACGUGACGCGUCAACGCUCGGGUUUCAUUAAGGCUGUCGUCAUGUUCGCGUGUUUGCUCUUCGUAACCGCGCGAGCUUCGCUUAUUAGUCGGCAGUAUCACGAAGAAAUGGCCACUGUUUCAAAUGGAACAGAAUGUGAGUGUCGGACUCGAGCAAAGUUGGCCCGACACUUCGGGAACUGCGCAGCGGGCGAGUGCGUCGCAUCCGGCAAGCUCCGCCGACGAGCUGGUUUCCUACUAACUCAUCAGUUCAUCGCUGUUUUGAUUGGAGUUCCGAGGAAGCAUGUGGACCACUUGGAGUCGCGCCUAAUGCCGUUGGUGCAACCGAAGGCGGUCGUUGCAACGUGCGCGGAGUUGCAGAAACAACCGCCCGCAACCUCCUGUUCCCGGUUGUCUUCGAAUACAUCCCUAACGGGCUCGAAGCCUUCAAAGACGUCUGCAAGCGGGUCGGUGGGUGGCCACCCAACACCGCGCAGACACAUCCAGAACCCUCACAAUUCCUCCCCGGCCACAUCCCGGCGCAAUUCUUCCGUCUCCGCGCAGGAGCAGAAGUCCCGCGCCACGCCGAGUCCCAGCAAGGCUAAACCUGGGAGUGCAGGCAUUGCUCGCAAGGCAUCCGGUGCCCGGGCCCCGUCCUAUUCCCCGUCACCCAUGGCCGCCAAUGCCACCAAGUCCCCGGCGCACUUCUACACCGUCGAAGUCGGGGACACCAAGUUCACCAUCCUGAAGCGGUACCAGAACCUGAAGCCAAUCGGGUCUGGUGCUCAGGGGAUCGUUUGGUUGGUUCCGAGGAAGCAUGUGGACCACUUGGAGUCGCGCCUAAUGCCGUUGGUGCAACCGAAGGCGGUCGUUGCAACGUGCGCGGAGUUGCAGAAACAACCGCCCGCAACCUCCUGUUCCCGGUUGUCUUCGAAUACAUCCCUAACGGGCUCGAAGCCUUCAAAGACGUCUGCAAGCGGGUCGGUGGGUGGCCACCCAACACCGCGCAGACACAUCCAGAACCCUCACAAUUCCUCCCCGGCCACAUCCCGGCGCAAUUCUUCCGUCUCCGCGCAGGAGCAGAAGUCCCGCGCCACGCCGAGUCCCAGCAAGGCUAAACCUGGGAGUGCAGGCAUUGCUCGCAAGGCAUCCGGUGCCCGGGCCCCGUCCUAUUCCCCGUCACCCAUGGCCGCCAAUGCCACCAAGUCCCCGGCGCACUUCUACACCGUCGAAGUCGGGGACACCAAGUUCACCAUCCUGAAGCGGUACCAGAACCUGAAGCCAAUCGGUGCUGCGAGUGACGGUGCAGAUGGUCCCAUGGUUGCUAUAAAGAAGCUGAGUCGACCGUUUCAGAAUGUAACUCACGCCAAACGAGCAUAUCGGGAAUUUAAGCUCAUGAAGCUUGUAAAUCACAAAAAUGUAUUACCCUCGAAUGAGAAACAUUUCGUGAACAUCGUCCCGAAAGAGGAAAAGCAUAUGUUCAGAGAUACCAGGUCUGGACGGGUCUUCGGGGACCUCAUUGUGCUUUAUGGGUUCGAGCCCCUUCAUCCUUUCAAUCAUCCGCGGAAAGAGGAAAAGCAUAUGUUCAGAGAUACCAGGUCUGGACGGGUCUUCGGGGACCUCAUUGUGCUUUAUGGGUUCGAGCCCCUUCAUCCUUUCAAUCAUCCGCGGUGCUGA